CAGUCGUGGUGCAAGCAGCCAUGUUGCAGCGAGCUUGUUCCGGUAUCAGGACAGGAUCGUGCGCAUAGACCACGAUCGGGAGCAGCUUCUCGACUUCUCUCUCCCCCCUCCCACCCCCCCCGCUGUCGCCCGUGACUCGCGCCUCCUUAACGAGAACCACCCCGGCACACCGAUAAUGGAUUUUACAAACGUGACGAUUCCUCCCUCGGUCGGCCGGUUCCGGUGAUCGCAGCAGUCGCAGUACAGGCAGGGCGAGCUGGUGUGUCGCCUCACUGCAGUGCAGCGCUGUUCAACGACCGUAUUCCGAUCACGCAACGCCAGGAAGAGCGCCGGUGAUUUUCGUGGAUUUAGAGUUUCGGCUCUGUGGCAGUGCCCGCCGCUGCGGCCGCAGGAAGAUAGGCUAACUAGCUAGCUUUGCUUCGAAGGAAACACCGAUUUAAGCUAGCUACAUGGGCUAACGUUGGCCAGCCCGUUAACGAGCGCAACAGAUUGAAUUCGCGUUUCUCACCUGCGAUGUGACUGUUUUACAUGGUGCUGCAUUUUUUGGGGGGGGAUACCACACCUGGAUAUUUCACUGUGGGCAUUUUGAAUUGUUUUGCGUGAGUUGGGGAAGGUCAAGACAUCUCCAGGAAUAACUUUGGCCUGAUAGUUUGUGGAUCCCGGACUUGAUUUCAGUCCCGAAAGGAAGCGUCUCUGCUAGGAAAAAAGGAGUCGACACCUGGUUAUGAAAUCUACUCCCGAUCGACACUCGGUGUAGAUUUCGGCGACAGUUAGCUCUUCUUCCUCGGACGUUAGUUAGCAGCCUCACGGGUUAGCUAACUAGCCACCUGAUCGAAGCUUGUCGGUUCUAUACAACCGUUGCCCCAACUUUUCUUCAAGCUAGCCCGAGUAGCUAGCAGGUGAAGACGACAGAUCGCCGGGCUGCUAGCUCGCUGGUCGCCGUCGACGCUGGUAAAUUCUGAGUGAAAACUAAAUUUCACAGUUUCACACAGCGGCCGAAGUUAAAGGAGUCACUUUGCUUUUCCCUCUUUGCACUUGUUGACAAACAUGGGACGUGCGGUUGCUGCUAGCUAGUUUCUAGCUAGCUAACUCGGCUAGCGGCUGAUGUGGGAUUCAACUUGUUGAUUCACGGGCUAUCUGUCGUGCAGCUAGCUGGCUAGCACUGGACAUCUGUUGGAAUUCUUUUUUCUCUACUAUCAGCUGGACAGCUUUUAAAUGCACAAUAGACUGUGACGAAUCGUUUCGCUUCACUGUUCCCUUUUUUUGGCAACUUCCAGUCCAUCAAAAAUGUCAACAAGGACCCCACUGGUGCAAGUCAUUGAGAACUCCACCGCACAGGAGACCAAGUCAUCUGGUCGCUCCAGCAUGCCGCGAUGUCGGAACUCCGUCCCCACGACCACAUCAGAUGACCAGCCACACAUCGGUAACUAUCGGUUGCUAAAAACCAUCGGCAAAGGCAACUUCGCCAAGGUCAAACUGGCACGACACGUCCUCACCGGAAAAGAGGUGGCUGUAAAGAUCAUUGAUAAGACACAGCUCAACUCCUCGAGUUUGCAGAAGCUCUUCCGGGAGGUCAGAAUCAUGAAGAUGUUGAAUCACCCCAACAUAGUCAAGCUCUUUGAGGUUAUAGAGACCGAGAAGACUUUGUACCUGGUAAUGGAGUACGCCAGUGGAGGAGAAGUCUUUGAUUACUUGGUGGCCCAUGGCAGGAUGAAGGAGAAAGAAGCCCGUGCCAAAUUCAGACAGAUUGUGUCAGCGGUGCAGUAUUGCCAUCAGAAGUGUAUAGUACACAGAGACCUCAAGGCGGAGAACCUGCUGCUGGACGCAGACAUGAACAUCAAGAUAGCAGACUUUGGCUUCAGUAACGAGUUCACUCUGGGGAACAAGCUCGACACGUUCUGCGGCUCUCCGCCCUACGCCGCCCCGGAGCUCUUCCAGGGAAAGAAGUACGACGGGCCCGAGGUGGACGUUUGGAGCCUGGGCGUGAUCCUCUACACGCUGGUCAGCGGCUCGCUGCCCUUUGAUGGACAGAACCUCAAGGAACUGAGAGAGCGCGUGCUGCGUGGCAAGUACAGGAUUCCCUUCUACAUGUCCACCGACUGUGAGAACUUGCUCAAAAAGUUCCUCAUUCUGAACCCUUCCAAAAGAGGCAGCCUGGAGCAGAUAAUGCGGGACCGGUGGAUGAACGUGGGCCACGAGGAGGAAGAACUCAAACCCUACAUCGAACCCCAGCCCGAUUACAAAGACCCCAGGAGGACAGACAUCAUGCUGACGAUGGGAUUCUCUCAGGAGGAGAUCCAGGACUCACUGGUGAACCAGAAGUACAAUGAUGUGAUGGCUGCAUACCUGCUACUGGAUUAUAGGAACUCUGAGCUGGAUGAAAGCGGCAUCAAGCCCCGGCCAGGAACUGAUGUAAGCAACUCAAACGCCCCUUCCCUCCCUCACAAGGUGCAGCGCAGUGUGUCGUCCAACCAGAAGCCUCAGAACCGCAGAACCACCGACCACGGCUCCUCCUACUCUAAGAGGGGGGAACGAACAGACCGGACUGCAGGAGAGGAUACCGGAAGGAAAGGUUCAUCGGGCAGCUCCACUACCAAGGUGUCGGCCAGUCCUCUGGUACCCACUGACCGCAAGAAGAGCGCCACGCCCUCCACCAAUAGCAUCCUGUCCACCGGUACCAGUCGCAGUCGGAACUCUCCUCUGACUGAGAGAGCCACGUUGGGCCAGGGCAUCCAGAACGGAAAAGACAGCCUAAACAUGCCGGGCUCCCGCGCCUCUACUGCCUCGGCCGCUGCCGUCCUCUCCUCCUCCUCCUCCUCCUCAUCCUCGCGUCCCCGCCACAACAAGUCCAUGUCCUCCUCCAAUCAUCCAUGCCCCUCUGACCUGCACGCACCACGGCCCAGUGGCCCAGCUCAGCGGGCGCCCGGCGCUUCCCCAUCUGCCCACAACAUCAGCAGCGCUGCCGCGUCGGACCGUACCAACUUCUCCCGAGGGGUGGGCAUCCGCAGCACAUUCCACGCGGGCCAGCAGCGUGGCGCCCGGGACCAGCAGGGCUCCGCCUACCCCGGCGGGCCCGCGUCCCCGUCGCUGUCCCAUGGCAACAGCCAGGCCCGGAGGACGCACGGCGCCACGGGGAUCUUCAGCAAGUUCACGUCCAAGUUCGUACGCAGAAAUCUCUCGUUCAGGUUUCCGAGAAGGAGUCCGUAUGAGGGAGAGGGUCGGGAUGAGGGCAGCAGGUCUAUGCUGAGCAGCACGGUGGACAAGUCGGAGAAGACGUCAGGCGGCGUUCUCUCCUCCACCAACAAUGACGAGAACAACUCCUCCCCAGGAUCUGUCAACACGGGCGGCACCGGCACCCCUCCGGCCAUCGGCGGCCAGAAGGACCCGGCCAAGCCGCGCUCCCUCCGCUUCACCUGGUCCAUGAAGACCACGUCGUCCAUGGAGCCCACGGAGAUGAUGGGCGAGAUCCGCAAGGUGCUCGACUCCAACAGCUGCGAGUACGAGAUGCGCGAGCGCUACAUGCUGCUGUGCGUGUCGGGCAACCCGGGCCGCGACGACUUCGUCCAGUGGGAGAUGGAGGUGUGCAAGCUGCCGCGGCUCUCCCUCAACGGCGUGCGCUUCAAGCGCAUCUCGGGCACGUCCAUCGCCUUCAAGAACAUUGCCUCGAAGAUCGCCAACGAGCUCAAACUGUGAGCCGCAGCGGAGCGAUGAGAUUAGAGGGGAUGAUGAUGCUGUAAGCGAGGUGGAGGAGGGAGGGGUUUCUGGAGGGGGGCGGAAGGGGGGGGGGGGGCAGGAGGUGAGCUAAAGGGUGGGGUCACUUUAAACAUAAAACGGUUGUUGUCUGGACAAAGGUCUGAAGUAGGGCUUCUUUUCUAUGAGUUUUGUUCCUUAAGUUCUCGAGGCCCUGCCGUUAGUUGUGAAGUUCUUCUUCUCUCUUCCCUGCUGCUUCAUUUCAGUCCUUUUUUCAUUUUUUUUUUUUUGUCCCGUUCUGCAUGUUUGAUCUGCUCUCUGUGUUCCAUAGUAGUCCCACUUUGAUCGCUCCGACCACUCCUGUCACUUCUUCCUGCUAUUUAUUCAGUUUUCCUGAACCUUUCUGCUGCCAGGUCGUUUUUUUGGGGGGGGUGGAGGGGGAACAGGGUAAAAAAGUGGAGGAUGAAUGGCUGGAAAAGAUGUGGCAAAGACUGACGGAGAGUUCGGAGCCUCGUUUUGCUGGAAACCUGAUUUGUUUUGAUUCUCCCCCAAAACUUGAUGGACUCAAACAGAGCCGGGACUUUGGCUGCUGAAGCCCACUGUCUCUCUCUCUGACACACACACACCGACUUUGGAUGCAGAUGGACUUUUGACUGCUGCCGUCGGUUAAAGGACCCUCUCCUCUCCACCCCCCCCCCCCCUGCACAAUAAUGAACUUUAAAAAAAAUCCCCCUGUCCCACCUCCUCCCUCCCCCGUCCCCUCACACACUGUCUCCACGAGCUCUCUCCAUCUAGUUUCUAGCUCAGCACAAACACAUCCAUCUCGUUUUGCCUCGUCACUCACUCCUUCUUCUUCCUCUCCUCCCUUUGCCGACAAGUGUGAGGACUCCAGUCAGACUUGACGACGUCCUCGAUUGUCUUUGAGUCAGUACUUUUUAAAGUUUCUUUCUUUUAUGGCUUUUAAAAGAAUUGUGCACUGGAAAAGAGGGGCCUAUGGGAAACUGGGGCGGGAAGGACAGCCCGUGGACGGAGGCUGUCGAUGGAUUUUAUGUUGCCUUUUCAUUGUAGAAUUCAAUUUUGAGUUUGAUUUUUGUUGUCAUCACAUAAAUGCUUGAAUCAUUUAUUUGUACCUUAAUGUCGGUGUCACAUCGGUUGGCAUCACGCCUUCAUAUCCAGAAUGUCAACCCUGAACCGACGCUACUUGUACGCCCCCCCCCCCAUCACACACAUCUGCGCUUUACUACUCAUGCGUUCGCUCUUUAGAGCAAACGCACAAAAAAAGGUGUCUUUAGAGUACGUAACAGUGUGUGUGUGUAUUAUUAAAGAUCACUGGAGGGGAAAGCAACUACAACAAAAAAGAAUCAACGGUGAAUUAUUUUCUUCUACUUUUGAUUUGGUAAUAUAUUUUUUGUGUUGGAAAUUUGGGGUUUGUACAGAUUUGGAUUCUUCAGGGCGGGAAGGGGAGUAAGCGGUGUGAAGGGUCACGUCGGAUCAUAUCAUUGCUGCCUUUUCAGUGUAGUGCACCUUUUUAACACACACCUCCAUAGCGUAUCGGAUUAAACACCACCCGCCCCCCCCCCCGGCCCCACACGUGCAGGCAUCAUUGUAUUUAACGAUGAUGGUGGUGGCGACUACUGCUCGUUCUGAUGUGUUCUUUCCUUAUCGGCACAGAAAGCAGGAAAGACUUGUUGGCCAAAGCGUCGUCGUAUCAGAGCACAUGUUCACGUUCUAAACCACCAACCAGAAGACGUCCCUUCCUUCGUCAGGGCAGAUGGAAAACACACGGCAUGGGAGGGGGGGGCUGCUGAGCAAAGGGCCGACUGCGAUAAUGCUGGUUGUCCCCAACUUCUUUUCUCUCACAAUGACACACUUUUUAUUUUUAGUCUUUUUUUUUUUCUUUAAAAGUUGAUCAUGUAUUAAGGUGCUGGGUAUUGGAUUCUAAUUAUUAUUCUGGCUGUCAUAUUAUCUCUUUCAGGGUUGAUUUUAUUUACAUUCUUUCGUUUUACAUUGAUUUAAAAUGUGUUUUGAGCAAACUGUAACUGUAGUGGUGGGUUUGGGGUUGGGAGGAGUGAUCAGCUCCUGCAAAAUGUAUUAUGUUUGUUUUUUUGUGCAAAGACAAAAUGAUGAAAAAUUACAACGAUAGUAAUAAAAAGAAUGAUAUAA
This is a messenger RNA of Gasterosteus aculeatus aculeatus (three-spined stickleback), 5853 nucleotides long. It is a transcript of the gene mark2b, whose product is annotated as MAP/microtubule affinity-regulating kinase 2b. Gene Ontology annotation, cellular component: cytoplasm. Gene Ontology annotation, biological process: intracellular signal transduction; protein phosphorylation; microtubule cytoskeleton organization. Gene Ontology annotation, molecular function: ATP binding; tau-protein kinase activity. The record is from RefSeq and is a predicted model, not a curated record. Lineage: Eukaryota; Metazoa; Chordata; Actinopteri; Perciformes; Gasterosteidae.